Messenger RNA from Schizophyllum commune H4-8, 1507 nucleotides. RefSeq names its product DEAD-domain-containing protein. The record is from RefSeq and is a predicted model, not a curated record. NCBI's taxonomy places the organism in Eukaryota, Fungi, Basidiomycota, Agaricomycetes, Agaricales, Schizophyllaceae. Bases 41 to 1390 code for a protein of 449 amino acids. The transcript is spliced from 5 exons. Gene Ontology annotation, molecular function: ATP binding; RNA helicase activity; nucleic acid binding.
UUUUCCCCCACAUAUCCCCUUCCCCCCUUCGCCUCUAGCAAUGGCAGGACCUGAAGAGGCUAGCACGUCUGCGGCAGCCCCGACGUUCAAGUCGUUGGGACUUAUAGAUCCUCUGCUCGAAGCCCUCGACAAGAUGAGCUUCAAGGCACCCACCGAGAUUCAGGCUCAAGCCCUCCCCCAUGCUCUGGAGGGACGAGACAUCAUUGGUGUCGCUUCCACUGGCUCAGGAAAGACCGCUGCAUUUGCCCUCCCCAUUCUGCAAAAACUCUGGGACGACCCGAAGGGGCUCUUUGCAUGCGUCCUUGCGCCGACCAGAGAACUUGCGUACCAGAUCUCACAACAAUUCGAAGCUCUCGGGUCUGCUAUGGGUGUCCGAUGUGCAGUCAUAGUCGGUGGAACAGACAUCAUGGCGCAGAAGGUCGCCCUUGCGAAGCGACCGCAUAUCGUUGUAGCCACACCGGGACGUCUAGAUGAUCACUUGGAAAAGACUAAGGGAUUCAACUUAAGGGGGAUUAAAUUCCUGGUGCUGGACGAGGCCGACAGACUCCUUGACAUGGACUUCGGUCCCGUCAUCGACAAAAUCCUGAAGGUCAUACCGAAGGAACGAACAACCUACCUUUUCUCCGCAACGAUGACGACGAAGGUAGCCAAACUGCAGCGAGCCAGUUUGUCGAACCCAGUACGAGUCGAGGUCAAUACCAAAUAUCAGACCGUCGACUCCUUGUUACAAUACUACCUCCUCAUGCCGUUGAAGGAGAAGGAUACACUGCUUGUAUAUCUCGCAAACACAUUAGCGCAGAAUUCCAUCAUUAUUUUCACUAGGACGGUGAACGAUGCUGCACGGCUAUCAAUCAUAUUGCGCACACUAGGCUUUCCGGCAGUACCCCUGCACGGUCAGCUCAGCCAGAGUCAGCGCUUAGGAGCUCUUUCAAAAUUCAAAAGCGGUGGUCGCAAGGUCCUUGUCGCCACCGAUGUCGCUAGCCGUGGUCUAGAUAUCCCCUCUGUCGACAUCGUCAUAAACUUCGACAUCCCCACCCAUUCGAAGGACUACAUUCACCGCGUCGGCCGUACAGCUCGCGCCGGGCGCGCCGGAAAGUCCAUCACCUUCGUCACCCAAUACGACGUCGAGUUUAUCAUGCGCAUCGAAAAGGUUAUCGGGAAGAAGAUGGAGCUUUGGCCGACGGAUGAAGAGGAGGUAUCUCUCUUGCGCGAACGUGUGGGCGAGGCUGCGAGGGUGGCGGCGGCAGAGAUGCGGGAUCAGGCAAAAGCAGGGCAUGGCGGAAAGAAGAGGAGGAGAGGGGGUGAUGAGGGUGGAAAGGACGACAGAGACAGGGACGAUGAUAUGGUAGAGGCAGGUAUGCCGAUGAAGCGCAAGAAGGGGUCCCGUUGAUAUCGUGUAUCGCGGCCUCUUACAGUUGUUUGUCCUGUACAUGGGAAUUCUGUACAUUGCCAAGCUCAGAAGUAUCGAAGCCAUAACGGCAAGUAUGUAAAAAGAGUCGGUGCGCGG